CAUUGGCUGGGCUGGGUCGUCCGGGCGACGAAAAAGGGGAAGGGGUGCGGGGCCAGGCGGGCAAACUGAGGCUACAGACUGUUGGGUGGUUCCGCGGGGCGUUGUCGGGAGAGCUGCGGAGCUAGGUGUCCAGGGUUCACGCCACACUCCAGGAGGUGCCUGAGCGAGUGAGCCGGCCAGCGAGCCCCGCGGGUUGGGACCAUGGGCUGCUUCUUCUCCAAGAGACGGAAGGCUGACAGGGAGUCGCGGCCCGAGAACGAGGAGGAGCUGCCAAAGCAGUACAGCUGGGAUCAGCGCGAGAAGGUUGAUCCAAAAGACUACAUGUUCAGUGGACUGAAGGAUGAAACAGUAGGUCGCUUACCUGGGACAGUAGCAGGACAACAGUUUCUCAUUCAAGACUGUGAGAACUGUAACAUCUAUAUUUUUGAUCACUCUGCUACAAUUACCAUUGAUGACUGUACUAACUGCAUAAUUUUUCUGGGACCCGUGAAAGGCAGUGUGUUUUUCCGGAAUUGCAGAGAUUGCAAGUGCACAUUAGCCUGCCAACAAUUUCGUGUGCGUGAUUGUAGAAAGCUGGAAGUCUUUUUGUGCUGUGCCACUCAACCCAUCAUUGAGUCGUCCUCAAAUAUCAAAUUUGGCUGUUUUCAAUGGUACUAUCCUGAAUUAGCUUUCCAGUUCAAAGAUGCAGGGCUAAGUAUCUUCAACAAUACAUGGAGUAACAUUCAUGACUUUACACCUGUGUCAGGAGAACUCAACUGGAGCCUUCUUCCAGAAGAUGCUGUGGUUCAGGACUAUGUUCCUGUACCUACUACUGAAGAGCUGAAAGCUGUUCGUGUUUCCACAGAAGCCAAUAGAAGCAUUGUUCCAAUAUCCCGGGGUCAUAGACAGAAGAGCAGUGAUGAAUCAUGCUUAGUGGUAUUAUUUGCUGGUGAUUAUACUAUUGCAAAUGCCAGGAAACUAAUUGACAAGAUGGUUGGUAAAGGCUUUUUUCUAGUUCAGACGAAGGAAGUGUCCAUGAAACCUGAGGAUGCUGAAAGGGUUUUUCGAGAAAAAGCACCUGACUUCCUUCCUCUUCUGAACAAAGGUCCAGUUAUUGCUUUGGAGUUUAAUGGAGAUGAUGCUGUAGAAGGAUGUCAACUUAUUGUAAACGAGACAUUCAAUGGGACCAAGGUUUUGUAUCAGAAAGCAAAGAGACAGCAUCUGGAGAUGUGGACAGCUUCUACAACUUCGCUGAUAUACAGAUGGGAAUAUGAAGUGCAAUGUGGAACCAGGACUUGGUAUUAAGCCUUUCCCAACUUGUGAAUAUAGAAUUUGAUAAUAUACUUUUGUGUAUUAGCAAUGGUUUUUGCUAAUGCUAAAACUGUUGAAGUUUAUUUUUGAAUAAAUUGUUGAAUAUUACAUCA
Messenger RNA from Cebus imitator (Panamanian white-faced capuchin), 1403 nucleotides. It is a transcript of the gene RP2, whose product is annotated as RP2 activator of ARL3 GTPase. Gene Ontology annotation, cellular component: cilium; periciliary membrane compartment. Gene Ontology annotation, molecular function: GTPase activator activity. The record is from RefSeq and is a predicted model, not a curated record. NCBI's taxonomy places the organism in Eukaryota, Metazoa, Chordata, Mammalia, Primates, Cebidae. The transcript has 5 exons. Gene Ontology annotation, biological process: post-Golgi vesicle-mediated transport. Bases 202 to 1284 code for a protein of 360 amino acids.